AUGGAGGAACCUAUUGAACCAAGCAAAGAUGAUUGCUGCAACAAUGGUUGUAAUCCUUGUAUUUUUGAUGUUUAUGAUAUGCAAAUGAAACUGCUUAGAAAAUCUAAGGAGAAAGCAAUUUUAUUCAGAGAUGAUCUUUAUUCAUUUAAAUCAUAUUGGAGUUUUAAUUACUACAUAUAUUUAAACAUUUAA
Messenger RNA from Leptidea sinapis, 192 nucleotides. RefSeq lists its product as uncharacterized. Lineage: Eukaryota; Metazoa; Arthropoda; Insecta; Lepidoptera; Pieridae. The record is from RefSeq and is a predicted model, not a curated record. The transcript has 3 exons. The coding region runs from base 1 to 192 and encodes 63 amino acids.